This is a messenger RNA of Lethenteron reissneri (Far Eastern brook lamprey), 4772 nucleotides long. Its product is annotated as microtubule-associated tumor suppressor 1 homolog A-like. The record is from RefSeq and is a predicted model, not a curated record. Gene Ontology annotation, cellular component: nucleus; cytoplasm. Lineage: Eukaryota; Metazoa; Chordata; Hyperoartia; Petromyzontiformes; Petromyzontidae. Gene Ontology annotation, molecular function: microtubule binding.
GCGAGCGGUCGACCUGUUGCCGAGCUGUUGGAUAUCACCUCCCUCACCCCCCCCCCACGAUCAUGAAUGGCUACAAUAUCUACAUCGAUAUCGGUGCGGGCCGGCCGGCCCUGUCGGGCUGCCUGAGCCAGCCCGACCUGCUGCUGUCACGGGGUCCCGACGAGCUACUGGGGGAGCUGCGUGCCACGCGCGACGAGCUGGCGCGGCGCCUGCGGUGCGCACAGCGGCUCGACGCCGAGAGGGUCACCGCCCUCGCCGCCCUCGCCAUCGUGCUGCAGCACCUCGCCGCCAAGAAUGAGAAAUCAUCUGGAAAGUUGACUGAUCUUAAUUUGGAUCUCAAAAGUGUCCAGCAACAGCUCGCGAUCUACGUGGAGCGCUGCACGCGGCUGGAGCAGGAGAAGGAGGCGGCGGAGCGAGACGCCGUCGCGGCUCUCGCCGUGGCCGAGAGGAGGCACGCCGAGGCCCUGUCGAACCUCGAGGCCACGCUCAGGCAGCAGUUCGACGGGGAAUUGGAGCAGCUGCAGCAGACCCACGAGCAAGAGCUGGAUGCGAGGGUGGCGCAGCAAAAGAAAGAGGUCAUGUCUGAGAUUGAGAUGGAGACGGUGACUGCCAUGAAAGAAGACCUGGAGAGGAGCAUCAAUGAGCUGAACCAGUCUUUUGAAAGUGAACGGACGUCGAUGCAGAACAAGUUUGAACGUGAGAAAUCCUGCUUGGAGGAGACGGUGAAGACGCUGACUGUGCAGAUCAAGACUCAGAAAGAAGAAAUCUCCAGCAUAGGGAAGCUCUUGAAAAAUACUUCUGCCAGCAAGGAGGGCUCGCCGCAGUCUCCCGCGUCGUCUCCGCACAUGGAGGACGAGCUGAACAGCCUGAAGGCCGUGGUGGACAUCCGCACCCAGCAGAUCCACACGCUGGAGCGCCGCAUACUCACGCUGCAGCAGGAGGCCGAUGCCAAACGGAUUGUGGAGGAGAAGCUGCAGGUGCUGCAGCAGCAAAACGAGGACAUGAAGGCUCGCAUGGACAAGAGCAUGGAAGUCACGAGGCAACUGUCGUCAGAGCAGACGGCUCUGCAGGCGUCCCUCCAGCGCGAGGCUAAAGCCAAGCAGCGUCUCUCCAUGGAGAAGGAACAGCUCAUGUGGAAGCUGCAGAACGGCAGCUCCCCGGGCGUGUCUCCCUCCUCGCCACCGUCCACCUCCCCCACGUUCUUCUCCUUCCAGUCCAACAACACCGCUCAAUUCUUCUCCACGCCGCGGUAGCGCGCGGCGGGGGGGGGGGGGGGCUCUUGCCCAAUCCGACCCCUGGGGUGCCAAGACCAGAGCCCAGCCGCUUGCCGUUGGGUAAACAACAAUAAAUGCAUCUCCUGCCUUCUGCCCACGUGUUCCCCAGCCGGCGUCGGACUCGAAUCAGUCCGUGGAUGUUCAUUCCGUCACGACGGUGUUAGGCGUUGUCCUUGCAGAAGCUGUCGGAUUCUAACCUGAGCUUGAGAAACUAUUUUUUUACUUGGACAAAUCUACAUAUUCGAUGGCUCCGAUCUACUGAUGCUCAUUUGCUUUGCUGGGAAGCAUGCUCUGUCUUCCGUUAGGCCGUUGAUGAUCAACCCAUAUGCCCGAUUAGAUUGUCUCUCCAUGGAAAGCUAAUGGGCCGACACUGCCUCCUCUUCUUGAUGAUUACCGAGACCUACAGAAGAAUGCACACGUGCUUGUGACCAUAAGUAAACUCAGCAUCGUUUAUUUCGUGAGACUUUUUUCACUUGGCAAACUUUAUGCGCAUCCUGUGAUUUUGCGUGCGGUGUUAUGUAGGCUUGCGUACUGGGAAAACGUUUCUCGCCGCUAGCUUGAAGGGCCGCGUUGCUUUCGCGUGUCGUUAUCCCGUGAAAAGCCCACUUGGCAAAAACAAUUCACGUUCUUCGACACCCCAGGUGCCUUCAAACGUGUGGGUCUGUAAUGUAAACCUCAAGCCAAUUAAUAUGGACUUCCUACGGCUUUAGCCAGCAGGGAGAAUAGACGAGAAGGUUUUUUUUAAAGUCUUGUCCAGAGCAUCCCCAGUCCCUGCUAAUCCAGUGCAAGCACUGUAUAUUCAAUUACACUGAAUAAGCGUUGGAACGGUAUUCCAGCAGCCAAGUGGCGUCAUGCCUUAAACACGUGGCCCGUAUCGAUUUCCACGUGCCCAGGCCUCGUGGCGAAGGAGCUAACGGGGUGGCACACAUCGGCUGAACGCGGUGCCCCAAUGCAAAAAAAACCCGCCUGGUGUACGGUGAAAUACCUUCCGCUCCUCGCCUUGCCGCUCCCCAACCCUUGACGUAAUGCAAAUUGACACCAAAUGAAAGUCGGCAAUGCCCCCCCCCCUCUCUGGCAUGGACCUACGUCGGGUGAUGGACAUCAGAAAUAUUGCUGUGGUCCGUUCCACGGUGGAACAUUGUUGAUGCAUUCACCACAUGUAAUGGGCAUUUACUAAGUAAGGCAUUUGUUUUUAAAGUUUUCAAUGUCCGUGCACGCGCGCACACAAAGCGUAUCCAAAUUACAAUUAGCGUUCUUACAGUGAGCACACGAAGGUGGCUGAGAACAUGAUAUCGUGAAAUUGGAAGUUACCGUUCCGUGUUAAUAGAGCUUGCAGUCAGGUUUCUUCCGAAUGGCACACUCAGCCACUUAAGAAACUGGUCCUUAAGUGAUAACUACGGGCUUCCUAGCCAUUACAUAAUUUGCCCACAAGAUACGUCGAAUAAUAAACCAUCUUAUCAUUAUAUAACGCAAUAGAUUUACACCCGCAUAGAGCAAGUGGGACGGCGGGGGGGGGGGGGUAAACACCCAUUGCCUCCUUAAGACCACCAACACAUUGUGCAGCUGUUGUUCCAUGUGGCCGGCAACACACACAAAACGGAAGCUUGACACCGACACAUUUAAUUGCAAAAAAACGUCAUUGCUGUUUCUUGCUCGGUAAACUGAGAAAUGGUGCAGGUGGUUGGUGAGCUCCUGUAGCGAUUGUUGCCGCUAGCCUCGUUCGCUGUCUGUCUUCCGACCCGCUUGACAAAUGCCUUGCAAACGUUCCGUCUUUGCUGGGUUUGCAAAAUUGUUUCAACGUUGUGGCUUUUUUUUACUUGUGUGAUUUUUGUAAAUAUAUAAAGUAAUAAAAUAAAUAUAAGUCUUACGACAAAUGCAUGACAUUGCCUUAAUGUAAAUGACUCGCUUUGCGAGACUCUGCAAAAGGGAGUAGAAACAUGUCCGUCAAUUGUUGUGGAGUCCGAUACGACGACCUGUGUAUGAAACCCCAAGUGUCUACAUGGGUUUUGCACGUAGGCUUUUGCGGCCAAUAUUAUCCAGUAAAGAGGUUUCUUUGGGUUGGAUCGUGUCAAUAUAAAUGUCGUUAAACCCACCAUCACCCAAACAGCCAAUUGGUAAGGUUUAUUACGUAAACAAAACGUGCCAAUUCGUUACUAGUCGAGCACGAUCGAACCAAAAAAACCUCACGUCUCCAUAGGUCCUCGUGCACACUUGUGUGCGAUGUUGCAUCUACAGUGGUCCAGAUGUCAUGACCCCCACCCCCCCUUUAAUUCUCCAACUUAUGUUUCUAAAUGGGGGGCGGGGGGUUCACAAGACAUCUGGACCACCCUGUACAAUUUCAUUCGUGUUACCUGCUAAGCUGCUAUACCGCUACUCGUGGUGUGUCAAAGUGACGAGAAAUUAUAAAUUCAUUGGCGUCCAGGAUCCCUGUGACCGAAUUGGGGUGAAGGGGGGAGCCAUGUGAUUUGGCAACAUCAGAGCGUGUUCUGUGUGGUUUCUUGGAAUGCUUUGCGAGUGAAUGUUUGGAAAAUAUUUUCGUAAUUGAUGCUUUAAGCAGUGAAGAAAUGGGCCCUCUACGUCAAUCGCAAGCCAGUGUGGACCACUGAUGCUUCAUUGUCGGUUAGAUUUGGCAGUGUUGUGUGUCUGCAAACAGGUUUUUUUUUGCACAGUUUAAUUUCCCAAAAUAAUAAAUCGAUCAGUUCCUCGCUAUUUCAUGAUCAUUUUGGAGCAUCUGCCUGCGUGUGGUUCUGGGAACAAGGUGUCAUCCCAAUGUUCCACAGCCCAUGAGUAGUGCUCUUGGGUUUUUGCGUUCGUGAGACGCUAACAAUGACGGAAAACCCGAGAUUUUAAGCUACAAGGAAACACUUGCUGUCAAAGUGCAAAUGAAUAACACACCUUAAUCGAAUGUUUCCAUUAAUUUACAAAUCACAAUUAAGUCAGCGGUUGGGUUAGUAACGUGUGCUUUUCUCGUCACAGGUUUUUACGGUGUUUGCUGUUUGUAAGCAAAAAUGUGUUUUUCCGCAUCUGUGGACUGCUGUCUGAAUACUCACAAAGAAAUCGUCGGCACGUUUUGCCAUUUAUCGCCGCACCGGUGCGCACUAAUCACGGCGUGUUCACGUCUCUGCGCGGAUGUCCGAGCGUUUCCGCGCACACGACGUGCGUUUUACAAUUUCUCAUCUGACACACUCCGCAGGCUGCUGCUCCCGAUGUAAAGGAAAAUCAUCGUUUCAGAGCAGAGUUCUACACGACUCGCUCGCUCGCUCACUGUUCAUCGUUUGCUGGCCCUAGAAGGCCUAUUCACACUUGCCCCACGUUGCACUGAUGCUGAAUGCAGUAUUGUUCAAUGGUGUUUGUUUUUGUUUGGGAUUUGGAUGAAGGUUGGGAGGCACCGUUUAUGAAGCGAUUGCCCGUCAUGGGGACCGGGGGUUGUUUACUAAGCACUUAGCGCUGAACAUUGUUGUUUAUACGCUGUUACAAAUAAUAAAUAUGUGAACUGAA